GACGAAGAAUGCUGCUUUUCGCAGGAGAGUUUGCUGAGUCUGGUGGCGCCGGAACUCAGCUCGCUGAUCAAUUGCUGGUUGGCGGCAUUGCGUGAUUCCGCGCUUCUCUCUCUUCCACCUGAGUUCAAAUCACAAUUGCCACCUAAAGGUGGAGCAUAUUAUACUGCUGAAUGUGCUGACGUAAAGACAUCACAAGUUUGCAGCUUGAAUAGGGCUCUGAGGCGGUCAUUUUUACGAAAAAAUCUCGCUCUAAAAGGCGAUAACGAGAAUCUUGGCUUUUUGCUUUAA
This is a messenger RNA of Gongylonema pulchrum, 288 nucleotides long. The record is from the annotation of a GenBank genome assembly. Lineage: Eukaryota; Metazoa; Nematoda; Chromadorea; Rhabditida; Gongylonematidae.